Messenger RNA from Lontra canadensis (Northern American river otter), 1511 nucleotides. It is a transcript of the gene DPH1, whose product is annotated as diphthamide biosynthesis 1. The transcript is spliced from 13 exons. The record is from RefSeq and is a predicted model, not a curated record. Lineage: Eukaryota; Metazoa; Chordata; Mammalia; Carnivora; Mustelidae. Gene Ontology annotation, molecular function: 2-(3-amino-3-carboxypropyl)histidine synthase activity. Bases 74 to 1381 code for a protein of 435 amino acids. Gene Ontology annotation, biological process: protein histidyl modification to diphthamide.
GUCGAUCGCAAGGUCUGAGUUCUCGGCGUUCUUCUAGCGCUGCCUUUUUGGUCUCCACGUGGACAGGCCAGUGAUGGCGGCGCUGGCGGAGUCCGUGACGGCGGAGCCGGGCAGCCGAAACGGCACUGGUAGAGGUCGAGCCCCUAGGGGCCGCUUGGCCAAUCAGAUCCCUCCUGAGAUCCUGAACAGCCCCCAGCUGCAGGCAGCCAUUCAGGUCCUGCCUUCCAACUAUAACUUUGAGAUUCCCAAGACCAUCUGGAGGAUUCAGCAGGCCCAGGCCAAAAAGGUGGCCUUGCAAAUGCCUGAGGGCCUUCUCCUCUUUGCCUGCACCAUUGUGGAUAUCUUGGAAAGGUUCACAGAGGCCGAAGUGAUGGUGAUGGGCGAUGUGACAUAUGGGGCUUGCUGUGUGGAUGACUUUACCGCCAGGGCCCUGGGAGCUGACUUCCUGGUGCACUAUGGCCACAGCUGCCUGGUUCCCAUGGACACCUCGGCCCGAGACUUCCGGGUACUGUAUGUCUUUGUGGACAUCCGGAUAGAUACUACCCACCUCCUGGAUUCUAUCCGCCUCACCUUUCCCCCAGCCACUUCCCUUGCCCUGGUCAGCACCAUUCAGUUUGUGUCGACCUUGCAGGCAGCUGCCCAGGAGCUGAGAGCUGAGUACCGUGUGAGUGUCCCACAGUGCAAGCCCCUGUCCCCUGGGGAGAUCCUGGGCUGCACGGCUCCCCAGCUGCCCAGAGAGGUGGAGGCUGUUGUAUAUCUUGGAGACGGCCGUUUCCAUCUGGAGUCUGUCAUGAUUGCCAACCCUGGUGUCCCCGCUUACCGAUAUGACCCAUACAGCAAAGUCCUAUCCAGAGAACACUAUGACCACCAGCGCAUGCAAGCCAACCGCCAAGAAGCCAUAGCCACAGCCCGCUCAGCUAAAUCCUGGGGCCUUAUCCUGGGCACUUUGGGCCGCCAGGGCAGCCCCAAAAUUCUGGAGCACCUGGAAUCUCGGCUCCAAGCCUUAGGACUUCCCUUCCUGAGGCUGUUGCUCUCUGAGAUCUUCCCCAGCAAGCUUAACCUACUUCCUGAAGUGGAUGUGUGGGUGCAGGUAGCAUGUCCGCGCCUUUCCAUUGAUUGGGGCACCGCCUUCCCCAAGCCGCUGCUGACACCCUAUGAGGCAGUGGUGGCCCUGAGGGACAUUUCCUGGCAGCAGCCCUACCCUAUGGACUUCUACGCCGGCAGCUCCUUGGGGCCAUGGACAGUCAACCACGGACGGAACCGCCCCCUCCAGGCCCUGAGCCCACUGGUGUUGGAGAAGGGGUCCGCGCAGCCCUCUCCAGCCGCGGCUAGCGACGGCUGCAGCUGCGGAGGCGAUAAGGGAGCAACGAAAGCUCGAUGAGCCCUUCCUUGGUCUCAGAGCCCUGCCUUCCGGAGGAGCAGCCCCGAGGCUGGUGGUUUUCAGAACAGGAGGUAGACGUUUUCAACGCCCUGAGCCAGCCCACAGUAUGCAGAGGUCUGGAGGAAGCCUU